Elaeis guineensis (African oil palm) is the source of this 477-nucleotide messenger RNA. Lineage: Eukaryota; Viridiplantae; Streptophyta; Magnoliopsida; Arecales; Arecaceae. The record is from RefSeq and is a predicted model, not a curated record.
AUGCAUGCCAAGCCCUCCUCGAUUGCAUGCCCCUACUACCACCACCUACACUGCCAUCAAGUCCCCUUCCAGGUGCACUCACUUCUAGGUGAUAACGGCCUUCCCCGCUCUACCCACUCCUCCGCUACGGCACACGCCAACUCCACCAUUUGUGUCCACUUCCCUUACUUCUGCUCCAACAGCACCGGUGUAUUCGCAUGCAACCACCCCAUCUAUAAGGUCAAGAUGGACGACGGCCUCGACACCAUCGCCCACAACAUCUUCAACAGAUUCAUCACCUACAAGGAUGUCACGAUGGCAAACAAGAUCUCGAACCCCAACAAGAUUGAGGUGAGGCAGAAGCUGUGGAUCUCACUGUCAUACAACUGUGAUCCAAUGGACGGUGCCACUAUGGUCCGCUACGACCACAUGGUCGUGGCCAGGAGCUUAGUAAAGAGGAUCGUGGUGGAGUUUCGGAAUGAACAAGGACAAAAGUGA